Callorhinchus milii (elephant shark) is the source of this 3742-nucleotide messenger RNA. Its product is annotated as transcription factor Dp-1. Gene Ontology annotation, biological process: regulation of cell cycle; regulation of transcription by RNA polymerase II. Lineage: Eukaryota; Metazoa; Chordata; Chondrichthyes; Chimaeriformes; Callorhinchidae. Gene Ontology annotation, molecular function: RNA polymerase II transcription regulatory region sequence-specific DNA binding; DNA-binding transcription factor activity, RNA polymerase II-specific. The record is from RefSeq and is a predicted model, not a curated record. The coding region runs from base 12 to 1097 and encodes 361 amino acids. Gene Ontology annotation, cellular component: nucleus; transcription regulator complex. The transcript is spliced from 9 exons.
ACGCUCCUCAGAUGAUAAUUGGUACACCUCAACGAACACCAUCAACACCUACUCUUUUAGUGGGAAGCCCCCAUGCUCCAAACGUACACAUGGUAACUCAGGGCGAGGCAUCGGACACUUCUCCAUGGAGUACAGGUAAAAGGAAUAAAAAGGGCGAAAAAAAUGGCAAAGGACUACGACAUUUCUCAAUGAAGGUCUGCGAGAAAGUGCAGCAAAAAGGAACAACCACCUAUAAUGAAGUGGCAGAUGAGCUUGUGGCAGAAUUCAGUAAUUCCAGCAACCAAGAAUCUGGCUCCGAAGAAGGAUACGAUCAGAAGAAUAUAAGACGUCGUGUAUACGAUGCCUUGAAUGUGCUGAUGGCAAUGAACAUUAUCUCUAAAGAGAAGAAAGAAAUUCGGUGGAUAGGACUUCCUACAAACUCAGCUCAAGAAUGCCAGAACCUCGAGAUGGAGAAACAAAGGAAGAUAGAAAGGAUAAAGCAGAAGCAGUCGCAACUUAAGGAGCUACUACUGCAGCAAAUUGCCUUUAAGAAUCUGGUUCAGCGAAAUCGUCUUGUAGAACAGCAGAGUGGCAGAGUUCCUCCUCCAAAUACAGCCAUUCAACUCCCCUUCAUCUUAGUGAACACCAGCAAAAAAACAAUCAUAGACUGCAGUAUCUCUCCUGACAAGUUUGAAUAUUUUUUUAACUUUGACAAUACGUUUGAAAUUCAUGACGACAUUGAAAUUCUCAAGAGAAUGCGAAUGGCUUUUGGAUUGGAGUCUGGUGGCUGUUCUGCUGAGGAACUGAAGAUAGCCAAGAGCCUUGUCCCCCAAGUACUGGAACCAUAUGUAAUAGAAAUGGCUAAAGGAGUGCAAAAUGUUAACUCAGCCCCAAGUUCAGGAGCAGCAUCUGCUUCCUCAUCUGGCUUCCAUUCUGGCAGAGCAUUCGGUGGCAGCGAUGCAACAGCAGCCUUAGCAACUGAUACCGAAGUGGCCUUAGUCACCAGUCAAGCACAAGGAAACGUCAAUGGCGCACAUUAUUCCAAUCCCAGAAUGGAGACCCCUAUGUCCUGUCUCGGUGAUGACGACGAUGAUGAAGAUGAUGAGGACUAUGAAUGAAUUAUGAUCAUUCUGCAUUUGUUCCCAUUUUCUAUUGCUUGAGACAACAUCUCUGGAAAGAAAUGACUCUGGAAAGGCAGAGGCUUUAAGAAUUGUUAUUUUGACUUACGAGGGGUUUUAACUUAAUUCUAUUCUCUUCUAAUUUAAACAGAAGAAGCACCAAAAGACAAGACGUUUCUGAACUUGAACAGUUACAUUUUUAAGGUGUUUUUUUGCUUUAUUGAGCAUUUGUAAUGAGUUUUGGUUCCAAGUGAAGUUAUAAAAGAAUUGUUUGAUCGUAUUUUGGGACACUCUGUACUGGUAACAUCUGGCAUUGUAAAGCUUAUCUGGAAAUUACAUUUAGCUGUUGUAGUUGUGCUAUUCCCCAGCUGAGCUGUAAGGUGCAGCACCUUGCUGAAUCUGUGUCCCAUUGGAGCUGGACAAAUUGAGGUGAUUAUCCUUCCCUGUGAUAACUGCACCUUGUGCCAGCUGGUCAGGGUGGCAUUGUAAGUAGUCCUAGAUGGAUCAGUAAUCUGUCUUAUCUUCUCAGCUAGAGGAGGCUUUAUAUGAUUAAUUCAGGCGACUGUUUGAGGGGAGAGGUGAAAAAGGUAAAAAUGUCUACAGGAAAAAUGGACUAUGUUAAUGUUAAAUGCAAUAUAAAAGCUUUUUUUUGCUGCUGUCAGAAAACUUUGCAACAUCCCCUCCAGAAAAUCGUGGAUAAGUUUGUUGGAAUUUCUGAUAUUGGGUUCAUGACACCGUGCUCUAUAUAGUUCUACAUUGCACUUUUUGGUAGCGGCACUGAUGUAGAACUUUUAUGAAAACUUUUCAGACAUAGUGAUCCAUUCACUAAAAAGAGGCAGGUCUUCAAACAGCAAAGCAAAAUAAACUUUUGGGGUUUUGUAACCAAAUAAAUGCUAAACUGAACCUGUUGUGGAGUCAACAGCUUUUUUUAAAAUCUAUUCACAAAAGGUUAGCAUUCAUGACUCUUCGGAUUAUAAUUUCUCUUGUUUUGAGGAUCAGUCUUGCGCAGCAAAGUUAAAAGUUUUAUCUUACAUUUUGGUAGUCCUUGUGCAGAUUUUAUUUAGUAAGAACUGUUUUGGCAGUGAGGCAGCUGUAUGCUCUCUUGAGGCAAGUAGCUUUCAAGUUGUGGCCUGAAAUUGUCCACCAUUCUGAUCUGCUAGUCUCAUUUACGACCAUUUUUUGCUGUUUUUCAAAGCUGCUCAGUCUAGACCUUUUAUAUUGUAAAUCUCUGAUAUAGGGGAAAUAAAAUGAGUCUGAUUAAGCAAGUUAGUUGUAAUGGUUGGCCUUACAACUUGAUGGUAAUGAGUGUACGGAGCUGCCUGUUGCUUAAUUCUGUGCAACGUUGUUGGGACUGUUUUAUCAGUAACCUCAGUGUUGGGGUAGAUUGCCUCUUAGUAAAUAUCUAGUCUUGGAUGGAAUUCGCUGUUUCGCCUGCAUUCUUCCUGCCAAAUCGUUUAUUAGUAUUGGUUGUGGAGAAGACUGCAACCUGGAACACUCGUGUCCCUGGUUAAGGGAGGCUGUGUGAAAGCAUGAAGUACUCAGUGUGAGAACAAUGAGGGCCUGUUCCUGGCCUUGAGCUUUCUUGUAUAUUUUAAAAACCAAGGGGAUAGAAUCAAGUUCUGAAGAAUCCCUCUAAAGCUAUUGUAUUUGUUUUGCCUUCUUGGCUACAAACAAAAGCAUGUCCAUGUAUAGUUUUGUUAUUCAAAACACUUAUUACACCCCUCAAGAUUUUCUCUCGAGUUUACCAGCUGCACCGCCCACCCUUGUUCCCAAUGAAUUUGUUUUUUUGCCUAGUGUUAAAUUGUCUUUUGGUUCAUUUUUAUUAUGUCGAAUAUUUGGAGCAAUACAGAUGCACUUUGCAAUUAACUGUUCAUCUUAAUUGUACAAGAAAGGUGUACCAUGUCAUCCAUCCUCGUUUAAAACUGGUUUAUCAAGAAAAAACAGAUGACGGCUGAGGAUUCUUUGGUUAUAGUGAAUCUGAAGCAUGCGUGUAUGUGUGUGUGCCUCCCAGAUUUGAGCUUACCUAAGCAAUUGUAUAGAAUAAAGCAUAGGAACUGUGGCCCUACGGUAACCUUAUAAACCUUGAAUCUCCACAGUGAUUCUUAAAUUGAUUUAUGGGAGUUUUGGAAGCAGCUUUUUGAGGAACUUUGUACAUUUGCAGAAAUUUGUUCACUGAAUUUUCUACGAACACUAGGUCUAUUUCUGGACCAACUUAAGUAUGGUGAGAAGGCAAUAACUGGAAUAUGAAUUAUUUAAGACUGACAAGUCUCUAAAAGAAAAACACCACAUGAGCAAAGCAAUCUGCAGUUUAAGAGUACAGUAUUUAAAGAUUUAAUAAACUCCGAAGGUAUAUGUUUUGUUGCAAUGGUGUGCUACAGUGAUGCCACAUCUUUUAUCCACGUAAUGAACAAUGUAGUCACAGAUAGUGUUGCCCUACCCUAAGGUUUUUUAAAGCUUUUUGGAAAAUGGGAAGGGGAGGUGGGAGGUUGUAAACUUUGGGGCUAAAAAUUGAUCACUUAAUGCUGCAGUUAUAAUAUCUGUAAUUCAGACACAGUCUGCAUUGUUACUUAUGAGGAUGUUGAUUUAGUUUCAUGACUAUCAUUCAAAUUUAUAAGCUUGAAAUAAAAACGUAAUCUUAUAUUUGA